UUUGCACCCCACCUGUGUGGUAAUUGCUCCCCAAGAUCCCAUAUACCUGCUGGCAGGGACAUGGCGUCACGAACAGGAUCUUGGGGUAACAAUUGCUGCCUCCCCUGUCCCUGGAAAGAGGCAAAAACCUCUGGGACAGAGGAAGAUCAGACUAACCAUCUGCAAUAUCACUUGCUGCAAAGUAAGCAGCAGCCUGAAGCCCUGGAGUGGGUCUGCACGAUUGGCAAAGGCCAGAGCUCCAGGGUGUAUACUACCCACCUGGGGCUCACUGAUGUGGGGUGCCUUUUAACUUGUCACCCCACAUUCAGGGCCAGCCCCGCUGAUUCCAGCCUCCGGCUAACCUGCACUAAGGCAGGAGAGCCAGCUGCAGAUUCAAAUCCUACCCGCCUCUGGAGGGAGGUGGGGAGGGUCAUGAAAGCGUGCGGGGGGGCCCCAUCUAAGCUCACCCCUGAACCUCGAAUUUUGCAGGGGUCCCCCACCCACCAGAUAUUAACAGAACUGGUGCAGAAGCUGGAUGAAAUUCGAAAGCCUAAGAAACUGUGGCAUGACAUAUAUAAGCCCCAAAAGGUAGCCACAGUUACCUAUGAGAUCCUGGCUCAGGCCCUUGAUAAACUAACUGUUUUCCAUGGGGCCCUAAUGACCUCGGCCAAGGAUGCCACUAGCCAGCCUAGCCAGGAGGGACCACCACUGACCCCUAGCCUGCCCAGUCCCAAUAAAGCCCCCGAACACCCACCCCCAUAUGUUCACCCAGAGGCCCCACUCCCCCUUGAAAAAACCCCGCUAUACCCCACUCUACCCUCCGCCCCACCAGAUGCCCAAGCCCAUACACCCCCACCCACUGUGACCUCCAGUGAAGCCCUGCCUGUAUCCAUCAGCCGAAUAAAGGUUGAUGGUCAGGGCAACGCCACACAGGUCACAGAACUCCGGCCCCGCUCCAAAGCAGAGAUGAAGGAGUUCAUCUCAGACACCGCUAGGGGAGCCAAUGAGCCACCACUACUGUGGCUAGGCCGCCUGGCCCUGGAACAUGAACAGGAGCUAGUGGAUAGGGAAGAGGGCAUAGUACUAGCCAGGACCAGUAGCUGGUCCCGGGGUCUCUCAGGGAGCCCGGUAAUAUCUGACACCGCAUGGCCCCUGACUGCCCCAGCCCUGGCCUUCCUCCAUUUACAGCACUCCCUUCAAGGGAUCCCUGUCCCCAAAGGAAGUGUCAAGGACCUCUCUUCCCUAAGAUGUGCCAUUGCAGGGGGGUCCAUCAUGCUAUGGUCCCCUGCCCAACACCCUCUAGGACUAACUCAGGCCAGCACCUGGCCAGGGGACCCGCGCCCCUAUUCUUUUAUGUCUUCACAGGAAUCACCUGCCAUGAUUGCCACUCCGCCUCGAGAGAACCCCCUGGUUGCCUGGUUAAAAGCCUACGCCCUGCAGGAGGUCCUCAUCGGGAACCUGUCAGAUGUCCCCUCAUCACAUGAUUGUGUCGCCUGCACAAGACGGGAGGCCUCAGAGGAAGGAUCCCCUUUCCUCUGGAAGUUCCUCUCUCUCAUGAACCUAACCCCACAUUUAACUUUACAGCAAAUCCGUGGACUGUCGUUUGGUCUGGAGGCCCUCGCCAACAUCACAGCCGAAGGGCUUCGUCGAACCAGCGACGCUCUCACAGUCCUAGCCAACUACGCCGAGCAGAACCGUCUUCUGCUCCAGACCAUCCUACAGAAGGACUUUUGUGUUGCCUUGGAGGACCUUGAUCCUUCCUUUAAGGGACAAUGUUGCCUGCGCCUUCAGCCCGGGUGGAACAACAUCUCAGCCGUGGCUAACCAUCUGUCCUCCUUCGCUGUCCAGAUUCGUAAGGAGCGUGAGCAGUGGGAUUGGUGGCAAGCCCAGUGGUCCAGCUGGGGGCUGGGAUCCUGGGCCCAGUCCAUCAAGCAGUGGCUUAUUACUGUGGCUAUUGUUCUUGUGGCCUUUCUGUUGGGGAUGGCAGUGGUCAAGCAGCUGGUUAACAGGGUUGUGUCUGCCCUGCCCUUGCAGGCGAGGUACUCUUCCAUUCCCCUUGACAGCAGCGAACCAUCACCCCUAGAUUACUCAGAUAGUGAGGAUCUGUAACCCUUCUGGCCUUGGUCUUUGCACGGGGCAACCCCCUCACAGCCCGUGAGGGUCGGCCAGGGGGGCAUGUCUGUUACAGCCGCCACCCUGCUGCAUUCCUUUCUGUUUUCCUCUCUGUGUGGCCGCCCCCCCCGGCCAUGGGGCUAGCAAGAGUCAUAGCCUGGCCCUGCUCAGUGGAAUGGCCUUUGCAGACUAACCGGAGC
Messenger RNA from Mauremys mutica (yellowpond turtle), 2291 nucleotides. RefSeq lists its product as uncharacterized. The record is from RefSeq and is a predicted model, not a curated record. The transcript has 2 exons. The coding region runs from base 61 to 2088 and encodes 675 amino acids. NCBI's taxonomy places the organism in Eukaryota, Metazoa, Chordata, Testudines, Geoemydidae.